AUGGAUAAACCAGCAGUGACGCUUGCACCAGCCUCAGAUGUGAUUCCUUCGUCUUCUCCAGCAUUCGGCACACCUGCGAGGCCAGUGCGCUCAGGAAAACCCAGUGCAAUCAACGGAAAAUCCACGAUUCUCCCCGUCCUUCUCCCGCCGGCACUACUUCGCCCUGUGGCCUUUCGAACCUUUACCAGAAAGCAUAACCUGACUAUCUCAUCAAACUCCUUGCAAGUACUGGCAACAUUUGUGGGCAAGAAUUGCGGUUCCAAAUGGCGCGAAGAAGGCCUUGCUGAGCGGCUGCUGGACGAGGUCGCAAAGAUCUGGCGAAAGAACGGUGGCGGCGUCAUUGUCGAGGAGGGCAAUGGCGCCUCUAUAAAAACGAUUCUUCAGACAAUGGAAAGCAAUAUGGUUAAUGGCAGGGUUGUACCCGGCAAAGUGAUGGAGAGAGAAGACCGACCAAGCCUGCAAAGAAAAGGCUCGGCCGUGACAAGCAACACUGAUGAUAUGGGCACGCCCACCGCGGAGGAUGAUAAUGAUGAUACCGAUGACAGCGACCCUAGAAGGUGGAUGAAAGUUAUUAACGCAUUUGAUCAGCCUCGUUUGACAUAUAACCCCAAGAACAAACACUUUGAAACGUCAACUGCCAGCCCAUCUCUCUUUCCUCAGCCUAGCCACCAGAUUACCCUGUGGAGGGAUCGACAUAACUUGGUUCACCAGCGACUACUCCGAAAUGAGUCCUUUCAAACCUCGUCGUUUGCAAGCAACGUGACCCAAUCAUACAAAAUAUCACCAAUCGUGAAUUUACUCGGAAGAAGUGGCACUCCGCAUUUAUUGCUGGGGCUCCUGUCUAUUUCGCCAACCGGGGAAUUAUCGCUGACUGAUUUGACCGGAACUAUCGUUCUGGACUUGACUCAUGCUCGCCCUGUUCCUGAAGAUGGGGCCUGGUUUUCUCCCGGUAUGAUGGUCCUGGUCGACGGCAUUUAUGAAGAAGAAGAAAUAGUACGAGGAUCUGUCUUGGGAGGAAACAGUGGUAUUGGAGGUGCGAUAGGCGGUAAAUUCUUGGGUAUAUCGAUUGCUGGGCCGCCUUGUGAAAGACGAGAGAUGACUCUUGGAGUGAGCACUAUUCAUUCCAUCGGAGACAUCGGGACUAGUGGUGGAUUUGGCUGGAUUGAUUUCCUAGGCGUUGGAAGUGAGCGUGCCUUGGGCCAGCGUAUGAGAAAGCUCGAAGCCAGGUGCCUGCGACACAACGAGCUCAGCGCGAACGAAAGUGGACGGCGAAACAUGGUUGUUCUGGGGGAGGUCAAUUUGGAUAACAUGAUGACCUUUGACGCCUUGAGACAUGUGUUCAAGACAUAUGAUUCGAUGCCUUUUGAAGAGCUACCCCUGGGCUUUGUCUUGAUUGGGAAUUUUAUCGAAAAGGCAGGGUUUGGCCAAAGCAGUGGUGGAAAUGGAAUCGAAUAUAAAGAGUGCUUCGAUACUCUAGCCUCACUCCUUUCCGAGUUCCCGGCUCUGCUGCGCCAUACGACGUUCGUCUUCGUUCCUGGGGAUAAUGAUCCGUGGGUAUCAACAUUCUCUGCUGGCGCUGCCAGUCCGAUUCCGCGCAAAACGAUCCCCGAGCUAUUCACAUCCCGAGUGAAGCGUGCCUUUUCCACUGCCAACAGCGAGUCUGAUGCCCAGGGCACCAAAUCUGCAUCCGGAGAAGCCAUCUGGACAUCCAACCCGGCUCGGAUCUCCCUCUUCGGACCUGUCCAUGAAAUUGUUGUUUUCCGAGACGACAUUUCCGGCCGACUACGACGGACCAGUGUAAAUUUCUCUAAACGGACCGAUGCAGCACAGCCAUCGUCUAAACGCGCGCCAGGCGAUGCUAAUAUCGAUAGCAUGGUCGUUGACGGCGCAGACAACAACGACAACACAGAACAGGACCCUCAGUCCUCUGUGCGCAAGCUAGUCAAGACAGUUUUGGACCAGGGAAACCUAUCCCCAUUCCCGCUCUCGACACGGCCCGUUCUAUGGGACUAUGCCUCGUCCGUACAGCUAUACCCUUUACCGACAGCUCUCGUGCUGGCAGACAGCGAGUCUCCGCCCUUUGCCAUCACGUACGAGGGCUGCCAUGUCAUGAACCCUGGCAGAUUGCUAUCAGACGGGAAGCGUGGGCCGGCGACGUGGUUGGAGUAUGAUAUUUUGAGAAACAGGGCCAAAGUGAGACAGAGGCGGAACUAG
Talaromyces rugulosus is the source of this 2214-nucleotide messenger RNA. RefSeq lists its product as uncharacterized. Bases 1 to 2214 code for a protein of 737 amino acids. Gene Ontology annotation, cellular component: epsilon DNA polymerase complex. The transcript has a single exon. The record is from RefSeq and is a predicted model, not a curated record. Gene Ontology annotation, molecular function: DNA binding. Gene Ontology annotation, biological process: DNA-templated DNA replication; error-prone translesion synthesis. Lineage: Eukaryota; Fungi; Ascomycota; Eurotiomycetes; Eurotiales; Trichocomaceae.